This is a messenger RNA of Melampsora larici-populina 98AG31, 1698 nucleotides long. RefSeq lists its product as uncharacterized. The record is from RefSeq and is a predicted model, not a curated record. NCBI's taxonomy places the organism in Eukaryota, Fungi, Basidiomycota, Pucciniomycetes, Pucciniales, Melampsoraceae. The transcript has 6 exons. Bases 1 to 1698 code for a protein of 565 amino acids.
AUGUAUCAUACAUCAAUUGUCGCACUAAAUAUAGAUGGAGGUGCUUGUGGUACACUUCACUUGAUGAUGCUCAACGGAGUCCUCCGCACAGGCAAACUCAGAAACCAGCAAAACGGAGCCUUGCACGAAGCUAAACUGCGAAGGCUUCGCUUAAAACAAGGAUCAGAGAACCGAUCAACGCCUUUGCAAACCGGCGAAGUCGAUACAGCUGGUUACUUGCCUACCCACACUCCUGCGGCUAACUGCUCGCGCCGAAGGUCUCUCAGUACUGGAGACUUGCGAUCGAACAAUCUGCAGAGCUCAUCCAGGGGCCGGACUCAGGAACCUGGACUGCAAAGACGUCGGAGCAGCUCGCAAACUUCUAGAACUUCCAAAGUGGCUUCUUCCGAAACUAGCAACUCCGAGAUUCACCAGCAAACUAGCUCAAAUUUGGAAGAUCUGAGGGACAGUGAUGCCAUGGAUGUAGAUGAUUUCAGCGAAAACAAUUACAGUAUCGCGAUGGACUGGUCCAGAGGAACAGAGGGUGAUGAUUCGGCAAGUUUGAAUUCUUUUCAAUCCAGCUCGAAUGUGGAGCAAACAAAGCACACAUGGCCAUUGGAAUCAGUUUCGGAGGAAGGAAGUCCACACGCACGCUCAACUCGUAAUUUCCAGAAACAGCCUCUUGUUGAGGAGGUCCAAACAAAACGCGGAAGACCUCGUCGAUCCCAAAGUCAAAACAACAACACCAAGAGAGCGAAAAUCUAUGAAACAUCUACGUCUCUUGGGAACACCGACCCUCUCCCGACUUCUGAGGAAACCGAUGCACAGGCCUCAAAUCAACUUAUGUCUCCAGGUAUCUCGGAUCACAUUUCACCACGUGAAUCCUCUGAAGAGCCCAAUUUACAGCGCCCCAAUUUACGCCGCUCCAAUCGAAUUCGGUCGCAAAGUUUGUCCACGAGAGUAAGCUCUGAGGUGGUAGGAUCCCCAGCGAAAUUACAAAGAAAGAGAAGUGCAGAUGACAUAGACAAAACAAUGAUGGAGACCUUCACUAGGCGAGGAUUAUUCAAGGCGGUCUUGAAAGGUUGCCCAACCUUUCUACGCCGAGUUGAUGCAAAAAUCAGAGAGGAGUUAAUCCAGAAACUUGCAGAGGCUCCAACAACAAAAUGGACUGCGGAGACAAAUCUUGACCGUGAUACAUAUCUGAUCUGGCUCAGCUAUCUCAACUCAGAGUCAAAUCACCGUUAUGGUACAUUCUCUGACGACAGUAGCGUUUUGGGUGGCAAUCCCAUUCUUACUAGAGCGGUCCAAACUACUAAGAUCCUCAAGAUUGAAGGGAAAAACUACACUUCGAAUCGGGUGACUAGAGGUUGCGGUAAUAGUGCAAUCGAAUAUCACCUGAAAGGCAAGCGUCAUUUUGGAUACAUCCAAUAUGCAUUUCGUGCAAAGCUAGUCCCAACGGUCUUUUUGGUAGUCGACCAAUUCACCAAACUGGAUGCAAGCGAUUCAACACGGGAUUGCUUUUCGGCUCACCCGCGGCUGCAGGCUGCGACAGUAUACUCGAAGAUCGAGUGCUCUGUAGUUGUUGACAUACGGAAUGUUUCGGGCCACAUCAUUGUGCUCCCUAAUUCACCCGGUCUCCUUGGUAUUGCGCAGGAGACUCUAGGAAUUGUAGGGCUGCGGAACAUCAGCUCAUUCAAUGCAGACACCACAUCAGAAUGA